Molecule: messenger RNA, 2544 nt
Organism: Micromonas pusilla CCMP1545
Lineage: Eukaryota; Viridiplantae; Chlorophyta; Mamiellophyceae; Mamiellales; Mamiellaceae
Exons: 2
Coding region: 26-2494 (822 amino acids)
Biological process (GO): rRNA processing
Cellular component (GO): nucleus
Molecular function (GO): RNA binding
Source: RefSeq, a predicted model, not a curated record
CGGCAUCGCGUCGCGCGGCGUCACGAUGGCGCCUCCCCCCGAUGGCGGCGGCGGCGACCGCGGCGCGAAGCCGAAGAAGCGCGUGGACGAGCACGGCGUCGUGCACGACGACCGCUUCUCCAUGAUACACAGCGACCCGCGCUUCAUGCGAUUCCCGGACGUCGCGAAGCAGGUGAAGAUCGACAAGCGAUUCUCAAAGAUGUUCAGCGACCCGGCGUACGCCACGGGGAUACACAACCGAGGCGGGAUGGACAAGCGGGGGAGGCGGACGGAGAAGGCGAAGAAGUCCAAGGCGGGGGACGACCUGAAGGAGUAUUAUCGCAUGGACGACGACGACGCGGCGGCGGCGGAGGAGGAGGAGGAGGACGGGAAGGUGAUGAAGAAGAAGAAGAAAAAGUCGGCGGCGGCGGCGGCGGCGAAGGAGAAGACGAAGACGAAGCCGAAGCCGCGCGCCGAAGAGGAGGAGGAGGAGGAGGACGGCGAUUCUGACGAUUCUGACGACGACGAGGAGGAGGAGGAUGAAGAAGACGUGGACGCGAAGCUCCAGGCGAGCCGCGACCGCUUGCGCGGCGUCGGCCUCGACGAGUCCGACGACUCCGAUGACGACGACUCCGACGACGACGACGCCGACGACGACUCCGACGCGUCCGAGAGAUCGAAAUCGAAAUCCGACUCUGAGGAAGAGGGCGUCAUCCCGCGCAUGCUCGCCGGCGUCGUCGCGCCCGCCGCGUCGGGCGAGGACGUCCCCACGAUCGACGCGACGCGACGCAUCGCGAUCGUGGACCAGGAGUGGCAGCAUCUCAGAGCGGUGGACCUCCUCGUGGUGCUCAGGCGCUGCGACGGCCUCGAGUUCGAACGCAGCAGCUGCCGUCUCGACCUGCGGUACGUCCCGGACGAUCAGAGCUUCGAGGGGAGGGAGGUUCGCGACGUCGCGACGGAGGUUCCGAGCGACUACGAGCCGCCCGACUUCCAGAUGAAAGCGUUGCAGCACACGAACGUGAAACUGUCGUGGGACGACGACGAUCCGACGCGGACCAAGGCGCUGCGAAGGAAACUCACGGAGGACCGACUGAAGGACGAGGACUUCGCGGCGUACAUGGGCAGCGACAGCAGCGAGGAGGAGGAGGAGGAGGAGGAGGAGGAGGAGGAGGGUGCCGAUGAGGGUGCCGAGGAGGAUGGUGACGUGGCGGGUGAUGACGUGGACAAAUCCGCGGACGGGAAGAAGCUCGCGGCGAAGCAAAAGUACCUCGCGCUUCUCCUCGGCGGCGGCGGCGGCGGCGACGACGACGACGACGGCGACGGCGGCGGCGACGCGUCAGAGGACGAGGGGUUCAGGCGCGCGGCGUGGGGCGGCGCGAAGUCGAUCGCGAGUAAUAACGCCUCCAAGGCGGACCGUUACGGAAACAAAGGCGGCGCGAAGCCGGGGAUGGGGGAAAAGGGCGACAUGGAGGUGACCUUCCACGCCGGUUUGGAAGAGUUCGGCGCGCGCAUGAAGAAAAAGCAGGAGCGGGGGGGUCUGAAGAAGACGGAGACGGUGUGGGAGAAGCAGGUCCGCGAGAGAGAAGAGAAGGCGGCCGCGAAGAAGCUCGCGAAGAAGCUCGCGAAGAAGGGCUCGAAAGACGACGACGACGACGACGCCGACGCCGACGACGCUGACGCCGGCGGCGGGUUCGACGACCCCUUCUUCCUCGAAGGCGGCGACGGCGACGGCGUGGACUGGGACGCCGGCGGCGACAGCGACGACGAGAUCGGCGAGAAGAAAGGCGACGCGAUCAAGAAGAAUAACCUUAAGAAGAAAGGCGGACGCGCCGACGACGCCGCCGACGCCGACGACGACGAAGACGCGUUCGCGCUGAAGAAGGAUGCCGGGAAAAAAGCGAAGAAGAAGGCGUCGAGGCUCGCCGAGGAGGACCCGCAGAGCGCGAAAGAACGCGCGGACUUGGAGCUGCUCAUGAUGGACGACGACCUCGUCGCGGGCGGCGCGAAGGGUAUAUAUUCUAACGCGCCCGCGUCGGCCGUUACGAAUGGUACCGUUGAUGACGACGCCGCGCCGAGGCGGAAACUCACGCGGAAGGAGCGUCUGGCGGCGAAGAAGAAGACGUCCGGGAAAGCGGCGCGGCGGGCGGAGAGCGACGACGAGGACGCGGAAGAUGGAAGGUCAACCGGCACGGGUGCCGCGCGGCAACGGCAACCGAUUGACGUGGACGACGCGCGGUUCUCGAAGCUGUACGACUCGCACCUGUUCGCGCUGGAUCCCACGGACCCGAGGUACAAGGACGUGUCCGCCGCGGACGUCAUCGCGAAAGAACGCGACGCGCGGCGGCGGCGAAAGGAGAAGGACGCGUCGUCGUCCUUGGGGAAAAAGAAAACGGUCAUCAAUCAAACGGCUGAAGAAGACGAAGCGACGAAGGAGAAGAAGCGGAAGAGCCGCGGCGACGCGGAGCUCAGCGCGAUGGUCGCCGGGUUAAAGAGGAAGCAAGCGCGCGCGUCGUGAUGACUGCUGUGCGGUAGUACGCGCGAACUGAAUCGACCGUACAGUAUUUU